UCGCUCUCGCCCUCUGGAGCAUCCCGGGCCGGUUGGCUUUAACUUUCUUCUUUCCCGGGGUUAAAACUUUGCUCCCGAGCGGGCGGCUGCUUGCCGACGUUAUUGGCCGGCGCCCCGCCCGGCGGCCCCGCCCCCGCGCUCCCCUCCGCCCCCCACUCCCAGCGCGAGUGGCGGCGGCGGCGGCGGCGGUGGCGGAGGAGCCUUCGGGGGCGUGCGUGCGUGUGUGAGUGCGCGCCAGCAAGCCUGAGUGUGUGUGUGCGCCCCGGGCGCGGGCAGGGCAGCACUCCGACCGCAGCGGGAGCCGGCCAGCCGCGUAGUCACUCGGGAGGAAGAGGCGGCGGCGGCCGGGGGCCGGGGCCGGGGCUGGGGCUGGGGCAGCGGCGGCCGCGCUGGGCAUGGAGCUGGCAAGCCCGCGCUGAGACAGGACGCUCCUGCUAGCCGCCAGCGAGAGGCUCUCUGCGGUCCGGCGCGCGGGCUCCCCGGCUGGGGCCAGGCAAACUUUUCUUUCUCUUUUGCCGUCACUUAGAGGCGCCUGGUGCGGCGGGCAGACCGACUCCUCGGUGCAGCGGGGCCGGGGCAAGCUGGCCACGGCAUGAUGCGCGCUGUGUGGGAGGCGCUGGCGGCGCUGGCGGCGCUGGCGUGCCUGGUGGGCGCGGUGCGCGGCGGGCCCGGGCUCAGCAUGUUCGCGGGUCAGGCGGCGCAGCCCGAUCCCUGCUCGGAUGAGAACGGGCACCCUCGCCGCUGCAUCCCAGACUUUGUCAACGCGGCCUUCGGCAAGGACGUGCGCGUGUCCAGCACCUGUGGCCGGCCCCCGGCGCGCUACUGCGUGGUGAGCGAGCGUGGCGAGGAGCGGCUGCGCUCGUGCCACCUCUGCAACUCAUCCGACCCUAAGAAAGCGCACCCGCCUGCCUUCCUCACCGACCUCAACAACCCGCACAACCUGACGUGCUGGCAGUCCGAGAACUACCUGCAGUUCCCGCACAACGUGACGCUCACGCUGUCGCUCGGCAAGAAGUUUGAGGUGACCUACGUGAGCCUGCAGUUCUGCUCGCCGCGGCCGGAGUCCAUGGCCAUCUACAAGUCCAUGGACUAUGGGCGCACGUGGGUGCCCUUCCAGUUCUACUCCACGCAGUGCCGAAAGAUGUACAACCGGCCGCACCGCGCGCCCAUCACCAAGCAGAAUGAGCAGGAGGCCGUGUGCACCGACUCGCACACCGACAUGCGCCCGCUCUCAGGCGGCCUGAUCGCCUUCAGCACGCUGGACGGGCGGCCCUCGGCGCACGACUUCGACAACUCGCCAGUGCUGCAGGACUGGGUUACGGCCACCGACAUCCGCGUGGCCUUCAGCCGCCUGCACACGUUUGGCGACGAGAACGAAGAUGACUCGGAGCUGGCGCGCGACUCCUAUUUCUAUGCAGUGUCUGACCUGCAGGUUGGCGGCCGCUGCAAGUGCAACGGCCACGCGGCACGUUGCGUGCGCGACCGAGACGACAGCCUGGUGUGUGACUGCAGGCACAACACAGCCGGCCCCGAAUGCGACCGUUGCAAGCCCUUCCACUACGACCGGCCCUGGCAGCGCGCCACGGCCCGCGAGGCCAACGAGUGCGUGGCCUGCAACUGCAACCUCCAUGCUAGGCGCUGCAGAUUCAACAUGGAGCUGUACAAGCUGUCAGGGCGCAAGAGCGGAGGUGUCUGUCUCAACUGUCGCCACAACACUGCGGGCCGCCACUGCCACUACUGCAAGGAGGGCUUCUACCGAGACAUGGGCAAGCCCAUCACCCACCGGAAGGCUUGCAAAGCUUGUGAUUGCCACCCUGUGGGUGCCGCUGGCAAGACCUGCAAUCAAACCACUGGCCAGUGUCCCUGCAAGGACGGUGUGACAGGCAUCACCUGCAACCGCUGUGCCAAAGGCUACCAGCAGAGUCGCUCCCCCAUCGCCCCCUGCAUCAAGAUUCCUGUGGCGCCGCCCACCACCGCAGCCAGCAGUGUGGAGGAACCUGAAGACUGUGACUCCUAUUGCAAGGCCUCCAAAGGGAAGCUGAAGAUGAACAUGAAGAAAUACUGCAGGAAGGACUAUGCCGUCCAGAUCCACAUCCUGAAGGCGGACAAAGCAGGGGACUGGUGGAAGUUCACGGUGAACAUCAUCUCUGUGUACAAGCAAGGAACAAGUCGCAUUCGCCGUGGUGACCAGAGCUUGUGGGUCCGCUCACGAGACAUCGCCUGCAAGUGCCCCAAAAUCAAGCCCCUCAAGAAAUACCUGCUGCUGGGCAAUGCUGAGGACUCGCCUGACCAGAGUGGCAUCGUGGCAGACAAGAGCAGCCUGGUGAUCCAGUGGCGGGACACGUGGGCACGGCGGCUGCGCAAGUUCCAGCAGCGGGAGAAGAAGGGCAAGUGCAAGAAGGCCUAGCGCGGAGGUGGCGCAGGCUCUAGGAGGGCGGGCAGGGCGCUGGCAGGGGCCGGCAGCCUUGGACUUGGCCCGCCAGGGUUUUCCCCGGGGAGGGGGGCGGGUGGGGGCGGGGUGAAGUCUGAGUGGGGCGGGGCCCUCAGCGGCUCCGCCCCAGCCCCACCCUCACACCCCUGGCUGUGCCCUUAUGCGCAUGGCAGGAAGUACCCUGUAUUGACAGGCCAGGCCCUGGAGAAAUGAGGACAAGACAUAGCUACCUCACAGCGCUCCUUCCAGAACAAAGAUGCGCUUCCCUAGGGCUAGGUGGGGGUUGCUGUAGAGGGGCUGGGGGCACCCAGCUCUGGGUCCCAGGCACAGAAAGGCACAGAGGACCACAGUCACUGUGUUUGAUGGUUUUUGAAGGGGGUGUGAGAAGAACUGUGAAUUUUCGGGCCUGUAGCCUGGGCAGGGGCAACCAGUCCACCACAAGGCACUAGUCAUGCCCCCUUCCCUUCCCCAUCACCUGCUGUCUAAGAAUUCCCAGACUUCAGACUUCCACAACAGGUCCCUGUGUCAAAGGGCCAGAUGGCACUGGGAUCAGCCAGCUUCAGGUCUCCACUGCCACCUGCUGGGCUGGUCUCUGAGUGGAGUUCUGGUCUCUGAGGGGAGGCCCCUCCUGGGACCUACUCUACCCAAGUGGGGCUGGCCCAGGCUCCUGGCCCAUCAGAGGGCCUAGGGCCUAAGGAUGCCCCUGAAGCCCAAGCCGGGUGGUCACUGCCUUUGCUGGAGCUGCCUGUGGGAGGAGGCAUUGAAAACCAAAACCUCCCAGAGAGUUUCCUUUUUGGAAACUUGGAAACAACCCCUUUUAUGACAUUUUCCAGGGGAGGGGGAGGGGGUACUGGCGGGGUUUAGGGCAAUGACACUAUUUGUGUAAUGACAUCAACUCCCACAAGGCCUCACAGCAAUGUCAACAGCUGGAAAGGGCCUGGUCAGGCCUGGAAUGCCAGCGGCCUUAGAGGCCAUUUGGCCCCAGGGUUGGGGAAAGGAAGGGACUUGCUUAAGUCAGGACCAGGGGUUUUUGCUUAGCAAGGUGCCUGAGUGUCCAAGCUGUAGGUAAGCAAGGCCAGGAGAGGUCAGGUGGCAGAGAGCCACGGAAGCUGUGACCACUUACUGUUGCUGCCCUCACUGCUGUCUCCCAAAGGGAACAGGCUACUGGGCUAAGAAGCCCACUGUAGCCCACAGCUGUCUUGGUCUAGCCUGGGCGAUCUCAUCCAUUCCUUUCUGGCUGCCUUUGUGGCAGUCUCCGGGUCUUCCUGUGUGCCUAGCCCUCUCUUGUUUUGGAGCCUUACCGCCCUCAUGCAGAUAGCUCCAAGCUUCUCUUCUGGUUGCUUCUUCACAGCCCCCCCAACUCUGCCUUUCCCUGCAUCCCUGCACUUGGGCCUCCAGCCUCACGCCCCGCACACUGGAUGAGAGGCCUGGCUUCCCUCUCAGUCAGGAAAUUGGUUUCAUUUCCCCUGCCCAUUUGGCUGCCCCAAAGGACCAUACCAGGAAUGAAGCUCAGCCCCUUGGUGACACAACUCCCUCUGCAUCUCCCACUCCUGCCCAUGCCACCACUGCCAUUUGCUGAGCACCCGCUUGGUGCCAGGCACUUUACACACAUGUUCCUGGCCUGUCUUCAUCACAAACACUUGAGACAGGGGUUCUUGUCCUCACUUUCACCAGUGAAGAAAUGUGUGCACAUGCCCGAGGUUGCACCAGCUUCGGGACUCAGACCCUGGCCUCACCAUCCCAGCUGUUAGCCCACUGUGGUGGGGGGUUUCACUGAGACCCAGGCAGCUUGUCUCUAGAGAAUGUUGAGGAUAUUAGCCUGGAGUAGGUCUAAGAUAGACAAAGUAAUACCUCCAGAGCAGGCAUCAAGGGUGGUGGGGGAACAAGAAAUGGUUUCCCUAGAAGACAGCCCCCGGAAGUCCCAGGGUUGGGGAGCGCAGGUGUUAGCCGUCUGAGAGGGCCUGGAAUGGUGGCUUGUCGGCUCCAAGUGUGGGAGGGAAGGAAGGCUGUAAGGCUUCAGAGAGGCUGGCAGGGAGCACACAGACCUGCCCUGGGAAGGGUCAUGUGACUUUCCUUGUCCAAGCCUGAGAUUGGGGGUCAAGGGCCACUGUCCAGGCUCAGACAGCCACUGUGGUUUGUGGGGUACCAUCUGCAGCAAACGGCAACUGUCCUGUUUCUAUACCAGGGUAGCGUCUGCCCUAGCCAGCUUUGACCUAUGAGCCUUUAAGUCAUAGCCGCACCUGGUGUCCACUGAAGCCCCUUAACUAGUGCUGGGGGCCAGCUAAGCAACAAGACAUCUUGCUGGGAAUCCACCAAGGCACCCUGCUCUUCUCCAGCCCUGAUUGCCUGGUCAGAUGAGCCAGGUUAUGGAUGAGAUCAUAGCUGCCACCUCUGUAGCUAGCCUGAAAUCAUCCCACUACUCCUCUGCCUGAGAGCCAGCCUUGGGGAAGCAGCAGCUGUCUGUCUUCCUCCUGCCCUUGGCCUCAUGCUAGAGAGGAGAUGGAAAGGAGACAUCCUAUUGUACAGUUAGGAAGGGAUGCAAAAGAGGAAGUAGGUCUUUGAGUUUGAGAGUGUAUUAACAGAGUUGUGAUAUGUAGGUCUUUGAAGAAGAAAGCCGUAUCAGGCUAGUCACUUACCAGUCAAGAUGCCCUAGCUGUCUUUUUACUUACCAGCUGGGUAGUCUGGUGCCCCUGCCAUCAGGAUGCCUCCUUCGCUGACACACAGUCACACAGUGGUGUGGGGUAAAGGAAAUGGUGUGCUCCUGGACACUCCUGUGGCCUCUGGGCCAGACCUUCUGUCCUGGAAAGCAGGGCAGGAGGCAGGACCAUUGGGCUCCUUCAGAUGAGAGGGUCUGAUGCCUGAGGCAAAGCCCUGGGAGGCUGGAGUGGCCCGAGGACCUUAGGAACUUUCUAGAACCCUGUGUCAGUAACUACAUACAGGCAAUGAGUACAGGCUGUCUUAGAAUUGCCCCAAACUGGAACAAGAGUGAAAAAAAGAGACCCUUUGGGACUGACUUGGGAAGCAGUUCCUGUAACAUCUUGACACUUCAAGGACUCCUUCAUCCAGGAAGCCUAGAGAGUGGGCAAGUUCGGCUCACUGAUGGGCCAUGGUUCACAGACAGACAACCCUGUGGACCAGAGCCAUGCCAUACCCCAGGGGUAUCAAAAUUGUCUUUGUGGGGCCUUGCCCCUGCCAAAAACUAAGCCAGCCUCACCUCUGUGUCAGUGGACACCCUCCCCUUCCUGCUCUGGAUACCCCCGGCCUCCCUCUUGUACCGAUUCUGCUCACUCAGAAUUGUAAAUGUUUAGUUGUGACCAUGACAUAUUGUUUGGGUCAGUGUUCCUUUCCAAUGCAUACUAAUAUAUUAUGGUUAUUAUAUAUGAAUAUAUUUAAUGACAUGGAGAAAGUUGUGGAUUUUCUUUUUUUUUUUUUUAAGGGAUUUUUUUUUUUUUGUGUGUUGUUGUUGUUAGAGUUGUAAUGGACCCAGAUGGAACUUGUAACGUGGGACCUACAUGAUAGAACUAAAUUCAGAUAUCAUUAAAUAAACUCUUGUAUACUG
This is a messenger RNA of Phodopus roborovskii (desert hamster), 5990 nucleotides long. It is a transcript of the gene Ntn1, whose product is annotated as netrin 1. The record is from RefSeq and is a predicted model, not a curated record. The transcript has 7 exons. Gene Ontology annotation, molecular function: protein binding. Lineage: Eukaryota; Metazoa; Chordata; Mammalia; Rodentia; Cricetidae. The coding region runs from base 593 to 2407 and encodes 604 amino acids.